This is a messenger RNA of Gilbertella persicaria, 945 nucleotides long. RefSeq lists its product as uncharacterized. Lineage: Eukaryota; Fungi; Mucoromycota; Mucoromycetes; Mucorales; Choanephoraceae. The transcript has 4 exons. Gene Ontology annotation, biological process: positive regulation of DNA-templated transcription, elongation; regulation of transcription by RNA polymerase II. Gene Ontology annotation, molecular function: cyclin-dependent protein serine/threonine kinase activator activity. The record is from RefSeq and is a predicted model, not a curated record. Gene Ontology annotation, cellular component: cyclin/CDK positive transcription elongation factor complex; nucleus. Bases 192 to 935 code for a protein of 247 amino acids.
UUUUUUUUCCUUUUUAUAUAUAUAUUUUUUUACUUCAUGACAAGCCAUCAACCACCCUUGAUACCCAAUAUAGUUGCUGUUCAGUUCCUUCGACAAGCCAGUACUAUGCUUGACUUGUAACUAUGUCCCUAGUGUUGAAUAGGGAUGAUUAAUAUAACUAUAGGCCUAUACGAACUACAGCAACAGCUGUUAUGUAUUAUCACCGUUUCAAGACAUGGAUGGAUCACAAAGAAAAAGUGAUUCAUUUGGAUGGCAUGACAGAAGAAGAAGCAUUGUAUCAGAAUGAAGAGUUAUUAACCACUACUUGCUUACAACUGGCUUGUAAAGCAACAGAAGUACCCCGCAAAGUACGUGAUCUCGUCAAUGUAGGCUAUCGAUAUUACCAUGCAAAAGAACCUACUUUAAAUAUUGAUGAAAAUUACUUUAAAAUGAGAUCUUCAUUAGUCACCAGUGAACUAUUACUUGUGCGUGCUUUAGGAUUUGAUUUGGAAGUCGAAUUACCUUUUGCGUAUUGUCUAAAUGUCUUGAGAGGAUUAGGAUCCAUUCGUUAUUUUGUGACAGAUGAAAGAAAGCAUACCAAACGUCAUCCAGCACAAAAAGAAGUAUGGAAGCGUAUGGAGAAUGACAUGGAUCCUGAAAUGAGUGCUAUUGCUCGACUGGCUUGGAUGUAUGUAUGGGAUAGUCUUUUGUCUCCCAAGAUUGCAUUGACACAUGCUAUUCCAAGCAUUGGUCUUGGUUGUCUUUACCUUGCACUACAAACAUCCCAAACAGACAUGCCCAUGUCCAUGAGUGAAUAUGUGGAUAUGUGGGGUGCCUCUGAAAAUAUCUCUGUUCAAGCUGUACGUGAUGUAGUGAUUGAUUUAUUAGAAUUCUAUCAACAUUUCCCUUCUACCAUCUCAACACCCAAUACAAAAAUACCAGUAAAGAAAACAUAAAGACUUUAUU